Molecule: messenger RNA, 17091 nt
Organism: Monodelphis domestica (gray short-tailed opossum)
Lineage: Eukaryota; Metazoa; Chordata; Mammalia; Didelphimorphia; Didelphidae
Gene: PKHD1L1
Product: PKHD1 like 1
Source: RefSeq, a predicted model, not a curated record
UUUUCUUUUGGGUAAUCCAUGGUGGGGCUGAUAAUUAUGGAGUGGUCUGAACUCCCUUUCCCUGGGGAUCUGCAAAGCUUUGUUAAGGCUACUGUUAUCAGCACGACAAGCUGGUGAUGGUUGGGUUAGCUAGUGACCAUAGCGUCCAUGGGGCGGGGCCGGCGGUUUGAGAAUAUGCCAGCAUCUGGGAGGGUGUGAGAACAUCCCAGUCAGUGUGCUUUAGGUCCUGUGUGUGAAACUUGUUAAGGAACCGCUCCGCCAAGCAGCCAGAGGCAGUCAGGGAGCUCAGGGGUACAGACCCUGGCGGCGGCGGCCGGACCAGCUGCUGGCAACUGAGCGCUGAUCAUGGAGCCCCAGCGCGUGUGUGCGACUUUGUACCUGUUGGCGCUGCUUCUCCGGGCAGCAGAGCAUGGCACAGAUGGCCUUAAGAUGAUUCCUAAAGUCACAGAAAUCUUUCCAAAAUAUGGUAGCAUAAAUGGAGCAACACGACUGACCAUCAAAGGAGAAGGCUUUGCUCAAGCAAACCAGUUUAAUUAUGGAGUUGAUAAUGAGCUGUUGGGGAACAGUGUUCACUUUGUUUCUGCUACUCGGUCAAUUCCUUGUGAUGUUGAAAAAGAUGCAAGUCAUUCAACUCACAUAACCUGCUAUACUAGAGCAAUGCCUGAAGAUACUUAUUCAGUUAAAGUCAGUGUGGAUGGAGUUGCUGUCAAGAACGAUAAUAUCUGCAGAGGCCAUAUCAACAAUUGGGCAUGUAGCUUCCAGACUAAAAAUUUCAGAACCCCAACAAUAAGGAACAUCACACCUUUGACUGGAUUACCAGGCUCAAUAAUAACAAUCCAAGGCAGGAUCUUCACAGAUGUCUAUGGAAGUAACACUGCUUUGAGCUCAAAUGGAAAAAAUGUUAGGAUUUUGAGAGUUUAUGUUGGAGGCAUGCCCUGUGAACUUCUCAUACCUCAAUCAGAUAAUUUGUAUGGUCUAAAACUAGACCACCAAAAUAGUGACAUGGGCACUAUGAUUUGUAAAAUGACUGGAACUUAUAUUGGUCAUCACAAUGUCAGUUUCAUCUUAGAUAGUGAUUAUGGGAGGAGUUUUCCACAGUUAUCAACAUAUUUCAUAUCCUCUCUUAAUAAAAUUGCAAUGUUUCAGACAUAUGCAGAGGUCACAAAAAUUUCACCAUCCCAAGGGAGCUUUCAAGGUGGCACGUUACUGACCAUAACUGGACAUUUCUUUGAUCAGACUGACUCCCCAGUUCGUGUUAUUAUCGGAGGUCAGAACUGUGAGGUACUGAGAGUCACAGAAAAUAACAUAUAUUGUAAGACACCGCCCAGACCUAGUGUCUUUAGAACCACAUAUCCAGGUAGCAGAGGCUUAAAGCUUGAAGUGUGGAAUAAUAGCCGCCCUACUCAUCUUGAAGAAAUCUUAGGGUAUAACGAAAGCACCCCAGGAUACAUGGGGGACACUUGGGUUGACACAGCUUCCUACGCUUGGCCUAUGGAGCAAGACAUGUUUGUGGCCCGAUUCAGUGGCUUUCUGGUGGCCCCAGACUCUGAUGGCUUCAGAUUCUACAUUAAAGGUGAUGACCGGUAUGCUGUGUACUUCAGCCCCACGGGAAAUCCAGAAGACAAGGUGAAGAUUGCAUAUCAUUCUUCAUAUGCCAAUAAUUAUUUUUCCAGUUGGACACAAAGAUCAGAUGUUUUUCAGCUUCAAAAAGGAAAAGAAUAUUACAUUGAAAUAUUAUUGCAGGAAUAUGGACAAAGUGCUUUUGUUGAUGUUGGAUUAUACCAAUUUAAAAAUUUUUAUACUGAACAACAAACAAGAGAUGCUGUAAAUGAAGAACAAGUUAUUCAAACCCAGUCUACAAUUGUGCAGGAGAUACAGGUCAUAACUUUAGAAAACUGGACAACAACUAACCCAAAAAAUGAAAUUCAGAAGGUCACAGUAUCCAGCCCAUGUAUGAAAUCUAAUGCAUGUUCAUUUUAUCAGUAUAAAUUAAUCUACAACAAGGAAGAAACAGUUUUGCUACCAGUGGAUUCAUCAGAUACUGCCAUGGAGUCAGCUUUAAAUGCUCUAUUGUCUAUACAGCCUGAUGCGGUUCAUGUGGUAAGAACAGAAGAUGAACAGAGCUAUGUUUACACUGUAACCUUUAAAUCAGUCAGAGGUGAUUUUGACCUGAUCACUUAUGAGAUACUUGAAGGGAGUAACAUCACAGUGGAUAUUACUGAACAAACCAAAGGAAUACCUAGUUUGGAUACUUUCACAUUGACUUGGGAUGGCAUUUCUUCUAAGCCUCUAACCUCUUGGUCAUCAGAAAAUGAGGUUCAAACAGCAUUGGAAGAAAUGGUUAGUGCCAGAUGUCCAAAAGAAAUUGCCCACCUUAAGGAAGGUUUUGCCGUGAAGUACUUCAGAGAUUAUGAGACUGACUUCAGUUUGAAACACAUUAAUCGAGGUCAGAUAACAUCUGAAACUCUAGCUUAUUGUGGUCGUUUUUCCCUGAAAAAUCCAGCUCUUCUCUUUGAUUCAGAAGAUGUUAAACCAAAUGGAAUGCCUUAUGGAAAUAUGUCAUUAUUUCUUUAUAAUCAGUUUUGUCUUGCCUACAAAGGAUUCCUGUCAAAUCAUAUUGGCCUAAAAUUUCAGUACCAAGACAGUAAGAACAAAGAAACUAAAAACACCUAUAUGCAGUUCUCCUUUCUCUUUAUUCAAGGGAGCAAUUGGACAUAUACUUGCAUAGAUCUGCUGCACCUCAUACAAGGAAAAUACUCCGGGAAAAAUUUCUUCCUUCAAAGUAUUGUUUUACAGAAAGCAUCUGAAACACAGUCCUUCUUUGUGGAUGUUGUAUAUCUUGGACAGAUAGCUACAAUCUCAACUACAGAUGACGUACCAAAGAGAAGACUUCCAGCAUUGGCCAAUAGAGGAAUAUUUCUAAAGUACUUUCAAGUGAGGAGGACUAAAAUGGUCAGGUCACCUGCAACCAUCCAGUACACUGUGACAAUGAUUUCAUGUAAUUGUAGUUACAGAAUACCCUUAUUGGCUGUAGGGUUUGCACAGGUUAUCACUAAUAACACAGAGAAUGAAUCCAUGUACAGAGGGAUGAACUGGCCGGGAGGAUCACAGAUUCGUAUCCAAAGAACUCAAGCAGCAUCUCCACCAAUACGUGGCAGCUUUGACAUUCAAGCGUAUGGCCAUAUACUUAAAGGUCUCUCUGCUGACAUUUCAGCUGUGGGUUUACAGUAUGCACUCCAAAGUAUUCCAGAAAUGGGACAAGUCUCAGUGACAAGAGAGGGAAGCUGUGCUGGGUAUUCAUGGAAAAUCAAGUGGAGAAGUGCAUGUGGAAAACAAAAUCUUCUGCAGAUUAAAGAUUUCAACAUCACUGGAGAAAAGGCUAAUAUUACAGUUACAAAAAUAACUGAAGGUGGACUAUUCAGACAACACAUACUAGGAGACCUACUUCGUACACCCAACCAGCAACCUCAGGUUGAAAUUUAUAUUAAUGAACUUCCAGCUAAAUGUUCUGGUAACUGUGGAUAUAAAUGGGAUGCACUGAAUACUCCAAUAAUCUUGGCCAUAAAUCCUACUCAAGGAUCAUAUGAAGAAAAAACAAUUCUAACAAUAUCAGGCUCCGAAUUUUCUCCAAAUCUAGCAACAUCAGUUACUGUUGGGUCAGUAGAUUGUCCUGUUCUCUCUGUUAAUGAAAAUGAAAUCAAGUGUCACAUCCUUAAAGGAAAAGCAGGAAAAUUUCCAGUUACUGUCUCCAUAGCUGAAAUGGGCCUGGCAUACCCUGAAGGGGGAGUAAUGUUUAACUUCACCUAUAACACUCAGAUUUUACAUAUUUGGCCAACUUCAGGAAGCCUUGCAGGAGGCACUCUGCUGACUCUCUCUGGAUUUGGCUUUUCCAAAGACUCCAAGAUACUAAUAGGAAAGAAAAGCUGUGAUGUGAUUAAGGGAGAUUUGAAUGAGAUAAGAUGCAGAACUCCAAAGGCAUCUGAGGGAACAUUUGAUGUUACUCUUAUGACCAAUGAACUACAAGCAAGUGCUAAUGCUGCUUUUAGUUUCAACAUUUCACAGACUCCUGUCAUAAUGUCCUUUAGUCCUAAAAUACGGAUGUUACUUGGAGAUGUAAAUUUAACUAUUAAGGGCUAUAAUUUUGGAGAUGAACACUUACAGAACAUGGUACAUGUUGGAGGAUCAAAUUGUACUGUUCUGCAUUGGAACUUCACAGAUAUUAUAUGUCUUCUGCCCAUAUUACCUCCUGGGAACUAUGACAUUUGUGUAGAGGUUGGAAACUGGGGAUUUGCAUCACCAAGUGAACAAUUAAAUGUUUCUAUACAGUAUAUUUUGCAAGUGACCAACAUAUUUCCACAAAAAGGCUCAUUAUAUGGUGGUUCUGAAAUCACUUUAAUGGGCUUUGGAUUCAGCACAACACCAGAUGAAAACAGUGUGUUCUUUGGAUCAUUUCCUUGCAAUGUAACAUCCUCUUCAGAGACAAGUAUAACAUGUAUUCUUCAUUCAACAAAGAAUGUAUUCAGAGUUACCAACCAAGGAAAAGAUUCAGUAUAUGGAGAAGGAUAUGCAUGGUCUCCAUCAGUCUUAAAUAUAUCUGUGGGCGACACAGUGAUAUGGCAGUGGCAAGCUCAGCCUUUCAUCAGAGGAAUAGGUUAUCGUGUUUUCUCUGUUUCAAGUCCUGGAAAUGUGAUUUAUGAUGGCAAAGGAUUUACUAGUGGAAGCCAAAAAACUACAUCAGGUUCUUUUUCUUACCAAUUUACUUCACCUGGGAAAUAUUAUUAUAGCACUGGCUCCAUUAAUGAAGCACAGACUAUAUUUCUUCAAGGAGUAAUUAAUGUUUUGCCAGCUGAGAACAAAUAUCUUCCAUUACGCCUAUUUAUUGGUGGAAUUGAGGCAACAUAUGCUCCAGAAGGAUCUAAUGAAUCAAGCACAAGAAUAUCAGUAGCAGAUCACAUAGGAGAGGAGCCUUCAUGUGUCCAAAAUAAUACUGGGAUUAAAAACCUUAAUGGAAUUUUCUUUGAACUUUCAAGUUGUUAUUCACCAUCCAUAAAUAGCAUUAGCCCAUCCUAUGGCUCAGUAAAUGAAGUGAUAACAAUAACUGGACAUCGCUUUAGCAAUCUUGGAUAUGCUAAUAAGGUUACCAUUGGUGGCUAUCCUUGUGUCAUAGAAGAAAGUUCCGAAAAUGUCAUCAUGUGUCAUAUUGACCCUCAAAACUCAAUGGCUGUUGGAAUUGGGGAAUUAGUUUCAUUAAUUGUGCACAACCUGGGUGCAGCCGUAAACACUUUGACCAAAGAAUUGGAGAGACGGUUUGUUCUUUUGCCCCAUGUUGACACGGUGACUCCAAAUGUUGGAUCUACCAAAGGGAUGACAAGAGUGAUCAUUAAGGGGUCAGGAUUUGCUGCUUCUUCUGAUCAUAUCAAAGCUACCAUGGGAGGUUUUCCAUGCACCAUCUUGUCAGUUAAUUACACUGUGAUUGAGUGUGAGACAUCCCCUGCUCCUGAACAGCAUGUGGACAUAGAUCUUCAAAUACAUGAUAUUCCUGCUCAAUGCAAAGGAAAGUGUAGCUUUUCUUAUUUGGACAUCAUCACACCCUUUGUAACAAAAGUCUUUCCAAACACAUUACAAAAUGUUUCUACUAAGGUUCUAAUAGAAGGUCAAGGAUUUGGGGAAUGCUUGGAGGACAUUCUUAUUUAUAUUGGAGAUAGACAAUUCAAAGCAGUAGAUGUUAACAACACAAGCAUUUCUGUGGUUGUGAAUGCAGUCCCAGCUGGUUAUUAUCCCUUAAGAGUUAUAGUGAUGACUAAAGGCUUGGCAGCUGGAAAUUUCACUGUGAACAGCCCCUUAGCAGCAUCUUUACUGCCAGCCUCUGGAAGCACUGAGGGCGGCACUGCUUUGAUUAUUACAGGAAAUGGAUUCUCUCCGGGGAACACAACAGUAACAAUUGGAGAUGCCCCAUGUAAGAUUGUAUCCAUUACCCCCAGUGAAGUACUCUGUAACACUCCAGCCAGGCCAGCUUCAACUGUCCUUGUGAAGAUCCUCAUAAAUUCAUUUGCCUUCCCACCUUUGUCAUUUACAUACUCAUUGGAUGAUACACCGUUUCUCAAAGAUGUUGCCCCAGCCAGAGGAUCACCCGGCACUGAAAUUGAAAUCAUUGGAUCUUCAUUUGGUUUUGAUAUCUCAGAGGUUGUAGUGACAAUAGAUGAUGCUCAAUGUAAUAUUACAAUGGUCAAUGACAGCAUAUUGCAUUGCAGAGUUGGGGACCAUGCUGGUGGCAUUUUCCCCAUUAUGCUGAGACAUCUGACUAGAGGCUAUGCAGUUUCCAGGACUGUUUUUGAGUAUUCACUCACAGUUCAGAAUCUUUCUCCAAGACAAGGGAGCUUUGGUGGUGGGCUAACAAUGACAGUGAUUGGCUCUGGAUUUAAUCCACAAAGCUCAACAGUAUCAGUGUGUGGCACUGAAUGUGAAGUAGACAGACUUCAAUCUGAUUGUAACACCUUAUUUUGUAAAGUUCCACUUAAUAAUGGCAGUGGAGCUCAUCAAGACUGUGAAGUGCGGGUUGCUAAUGGGGAGUUCUCCACAAAGUCAAACACUGCCUUUACAUACAUGGCCUCCUUAACUCCAGUCAUCACUGAAGUAGCACCAAGAAGAGGAGGCACAGAAGGAGGCACAAGACUCAUGAUCAAAGGAUCAGGAUUUAGUUCAAAUAUGGAGGAUGUCCAUAUCACAAUUGGACAAGCUGAAUGCGAUGUGGAAUCUACCAAUGAGACACACAUAAUCUGUAUUACAAAUGCUCAUUCUCCUUCCCAGUGGGUUAAAAUUUAUGUCAACAUUGGAAACAAUGGCAUUGCCAAACUGGAUAUUGCUGAUUUCCUCUAUAUUGAUGUCUGGUCCUCCAAUUUUUCCUGGGGAGGCCAGUCUCCCCCAGAGGAAGGGUCACUUGUUGUAAUUACAAAAGGACAAAUAAUUUUGUUGGAUCAAAGUACACCUGUUCUUAAAAUGCUGCUUAUUCAAGGGGGAAGUCUGAUAUUUGAUGAGGCAGACAUCGAGCUUCAGGCAGAGAACAUUUUGAUUACAGAUGGAGGCACUCUCCAGAUUGGAACUGAAGCAUCUCCCUUCCAACACAAAGCAAUUAUUACACUACAUGGACACCUACGUUCUCCUGAGCUUCCAGUCUAUGGAGCAAAAACUCUGGCCAUAAGAGAGGGAAUACUUGACCUUCAUGGUCUACCUAUUCCCGUGACCUGGACUCGAUUGGCUCAGACUGCAGAAGCAGGGGAGAGCACUCUGGUUUUACAGGAAGCUGUAACAUGGAAUGUGGGAGAUAAAAUUGUAAUUGCAACUACUGGACACAGACACAGUCAAAGAGAAAAUGAAAAGAAUACAAUUGCAUCCAUUUCUGAGGAUGGCAUGACUGUAAAGCUAACCAAUCCCUUGAAAUAUACACAUUUAGGAAAGACUAUCACACUUCCUGAUGGAACAUCAUUUGAAGCAAGGGCAGAAGUUGGUGUUCUUACAAGAAAUAUCCUAGUGAGAGGCUCUAAUAAUGUGGUAUGGAAUGAUAAAAUACCAGCAUGUCCUGAUGGAUUUGAUACAGGGGAAUUUGCUACCCAGACAUGUCUACAAGGGAAGUUUGGUGAAGAAAUAGGAAGUGACCAAUUUGGAGCCUGUAUUAUGUUUCAUGCUCCAGAACCUAGUGCAAAUCUAGUCACAGGAAGAAUAGAAUAUGUGGAGGUAUUCCAUGCUGGCCAGGCUUUCCGAUUGGGACGAUAUCCCAUACAUUGGCAUCUGUUGGGAGAUUUGAAGUUCUCAUCUUAUGUAAGGGGCUGUGCCAUUCACCAGACCUAUAACAGAGCAGUUACCAUUCACAAUACACACCACCUUCUUGUUGAGAGGAACAUCAUUUAUGACAUCAAAGGAGGAGCAUUUUUUAUUGAAGAUGGGAUUGAGUAUGGCAAUGUCCUUCAAUAUAAUCUGGCAAUAUUUGUCCAGCAAAGCACUAGCCUUCUAAAUGAUGAUGUGACUCCAGCAGCAUUUUGGGUAACCAACCCAAAUAAUACCUUAAGACACAAUGCUGCUGCUGGUGGCACUCACUUUGGUUUCUGGUACCGAAUGAACAACCACCCUGAUGGACCCUCCUAUGACCCAAAAAUUUGCCAAAAAAGAGUUCCUCUUGGAGAAUUCUUUAACAACACUGUUCAUUCACAAGGCUGGUUUGGUUUGUGGAUUUUUGAAGAGUAUUUCCCCAUGCAAACAGGAUCUUGUACAUCUACUGUUCCUUUACCUGCAGUGUUUAAGUCAUUGACUACUUGGAAUUGCCAAAAAGGAGCUGAAUGGGUCAAUGGGGGAGCUCUUCAGUUCCAUAACUUUGUGAUGAUCAAUAAUGAUGAUGCUGGAAUAGAAACCAAGAUGAUCCUGGCUAAAUACGUGGGUGGGUGGGGUGAAAUCAAUGGAGCAUUGAUAAAAAAUGCCAAGAUUGUUGGUCACCUUGAUGAACUGGGACUGGGCCCUUCAUACUGUACUUCAAAGGGUCUACUUCUCCCAUUUAAUGAGGGAUUAACAGUAUCUUCUGUAGACUUCAUGAACUUUGACCGUCCAAACUGUGUUGCUUUGGGAGUAACAUCCAUUCUUGGAGUUUGCAAUGAUGCAUGUGGAGGCUGGAGUGCUAAAUUUAUGAACAUCAAAUACUUUCAUGCACCAAACAAAGCUGGAUUUCGAUGGGAACAUGAAGUUGUACUGAUUGAUAUUGAUGGGACACUUACAGAACACAAAGGACACUCAGUUGUUCCACACAGCUCAUUGUUAGACCUUGCACAUUGCAAACAAGAAACAGAAUGGAGCAUUGGUUUUCCUGGAUCAGUAUGUGACUCCUCUGUCAGUUUCCAUCGAUUAGCAUUCAACAAGCCUUCCCCAAUCUCUCUGCUGGAAAAAGAUGUGAUUCUUUCAGACUCUUUUGGCACAAGCAUUAUUCCAUUUCAAAAGAAACGACUGACUCAUAUGUCUGGAUGGAUGGCAUUGAUUCCAAAUGCAAACCAUAUUAGCUGGCAUUUUAAAGGUGUAGAACACAUCACAAACAUAUCUUAUGCUUCAACAUUCUAUGGAUUUAAGGAUGAAGACUAUGUUAUAAUAUCUCAUAAUUUCACUCAAAAGGCUGAUAUGUUCAAUAUUAUUGAUAUGAGGAAUGGAUCCUUAAAUCCACUUGACUUGAACACAAGUAGGAAUGGAGACUGGCACCUUGAGAAGAACACUAGUACUUUAUACUACCUAGUGUCAGGAAGAAAUGACCUACCUUCAAAUCAAGCAAUUUCAAAGACAUUGGAUCCUGAUGUGAAAGAUGUUAUUGUGAAUUUCCAAGCUUACUGUUGCUUCUUUCAGGACUGUAUUCCAAUAGAUUCUCCAAAACGCAUUCCUCUUCCAAGAAAACGUCCAGAAAUAUACAACUUAUGGUCCAAUGAUUCUUUUUGGCAAUCAUCACCAGAAAAUAAUUAUAGUAUCCCUCAAGAAGGAGCAAAUGUGGUGAUUCCUGAAGAUACAUGGAUGGUGAUGGAUGUAGAUAUUCCAUCACUGGAAAAGCUUAUUAUUUUGGGAGUCCUAGAAGUGGAAGAUAAAAAAAAUAAUAUAAGCAUUGGAAGAUCCAUUUAUAGAAAAGUAGUGUUGAAUGCUACCUACAUAUCAGUGCAGGGUGGUCGAUUAAUCGGGGGCUGGGAAGACAAUCCAUUUAAAGGAGAAUUACAGAUUAUACUGAGAGGAAGUCAUUCUACUCAAGAAUGGCCUCUUCCAAAUGGACCAAAUCAAGGGUCCAAGGUCUUAGGAAUAUUUGGUGAGCUGGAUCUUCAUGGAAUUACACGGACAGUAUAUAAAACGAAGCUCUCAGAAACAGCCUUUGCAGGUUCCAAAGUCAUAUCACUGAUCGAUGCUGUCAAUUGGGAGGUUGGAGAUGAUAUUGUGAUAACAACCACAAGCUAUGAUCCCAGACAGACAGAAACCAGAAGGAUAGCACAAGUCUUGGCUGAUCAAAGAAGUUUAAUCCUAAAUUAUUCUCUUUCCUAUACUCACAUUGCUGAAAAAUAUCACAUACAAAGCACAGGCCAGAAGUACACAUUGGCUGCUGAUGUUGGAAUACUGAGCAGGAAUAUUAAAAUAAUUGGCGAAGAUUAUCCAGAUCUGUUUAAGGAAUCCUUUGGAGCACGAGUGCUGGUCAGCUCAUUCACUAAAAACAUGGUGACUUACAUAGGAAAUGCAAGAAUCAGUAAUGUUGAAUUUUAUCACAGUGGUCAGGAAGGCUACAGAAGUAAUAUGGACCCAAGAUUUUCUCUGGCUUUUCUUAACCUUGGACAGGAACAAGAAUAUAGCUCAUCUUAUAUCCGUGGUUGUGCUUUUCACAAUGGUUUUUCCCCAGCAAUUGGUGUAUUUGGUACUGGUGGAUUGGACAUUGAGGAUAACAUCAUUCACUUAACAGUGGGGGAAGGCUUAAAGAUAUGGGGAAAUGGCAACCGAGUACGAGGGAAUUUGGUUAGUUCUACCAUUUGGCCAGGAACAUACCAAAACAGAAAAGAACUAAGUUCAACCCUGUGGCAUGCAGCAAUUGAGAUAAAUAUGGGUACCAAUACAAUCUUGCAGGAUAAUGUUGUUGCAGGAUUUGAAAGAAUUGGUUACCAUAUUGCUGGUGAACCAUGUCCAGAUCAAGCUAAUUCAGCAGAAAAGUGGCAUAACAAUGAAGCUCAUGGAGGUUUAUAUGGUGUUUAUAUGAACCAAGAUGGCUACGCUGGGUGCUCUCACAUCCAGGGGUUUACAAUUUGGAAAUGCUGGGAUUAUGGCAUCUAUUUUCAGACCACAGAGAGUGUGCAAGUCUCUAAUGUGACCCUGGUUGAUAAUGGGAUGGGAAUUCUUCCCAUAAUAUAUAUGCCAGCUGCAACAUCUCACAAAAUUUCCAGCAAAACAGUACAAAUUAAGAACUUAUUAGUUGUAGGAAGCAGCCCUCAAUUUAACUGUUCUGAUGUCCUCACCAAUGAUGAUCCUAAUAUUGAACUUACUGCUGCCCAUCGGAGCACUAGACCUCCCUCAGGGGGUAGAAGUGGAAUUUGCUGGCCUACCUUUGCCUCUGCACACAACAUGGCACCAAGGAAACCCCAUGCAGGGCUAAUGAGUUACAAUGCUAUUAGUGGACUGUUGGAAGUUUCUGAUUCCACAUUUGUUGGUUUUAAAAAUGUUUGUUCAGAUGAAACCGCUGUGAUGUUCAUGACAAAUCCUUUAAAUGAAGAUUUACAGCAUCCAAUUCAUGUGAAAAAUAUACAGAUGGUUGACACAACUGAACAAUCAAAAAUAUUUAUACACAGGCCUGACUUAAGUAAAGUGAAUCCAUCAGAUUGUAUAGAUAUGGUCUGUGAUGCCAAAAGGAAAGCUUUCCUUAAAGAUAUUGAUGGCUCUUUCCUGGGGAGUCCUGGUUCAGUGAUACCUCAAGCUGAAUAUGAAUGGAAUGGAAAUAAUCAGCUUGGAGUGGGGGACUAUAGAAUUCCUAAAGUGAUGCUCACAUACCUGAAUGGCAGCAAAAUACCUGUUUCAGAGAAAGCACCAUAUAAAGGAAUCAUUAGAGAUUCAACCUGUAAAUAUAUAUCUGAGUGGCAGAGCUAUCAGUGUUUUGGGAUGGAAUAUGCCAUGAUGGUUAUUGAAAGCCUGGAUUCUGACUCAGAAAUACGUAGACUUUCACCAGUGGCUGUAUUUGCAGAUGGUUAUGUUGAUCUUAUUAAUGGCCCACAGGAUCAUGGCUGGUGUUCUGGAUACACCUGUCAGAAGAGGUUGUCACUAUUUCACAGCAUUGUUGCCCUAAACAAAUCUUAUGAAAUUUAUUUUACUGGCACGAGUCCUCAGAAACUUCGACUAAUGUUGCUUAAUGUUGAACAAAACAAGGUUGUUCGAGUAGCAAUUUUUUUUUCUACUCUUCAGCGUCUGGAUGUCUAUGUGAACAAUUCUCUGGUUUGUCCUAAAAAUACAGUAUGGAACCAUCAACAGCAGGACUGUGAAUUUAGCAUUCACCUACAGACAGGGGAAUACCUUCCUACCCUGAAUUCUGCUGUCUCGGGUGAAAAUUAUUUUGACAGAACCUAUCACAUGCUUCAUCUUUUGGUUAAAGGACCUACUCCUAUUGAAGUCCAUACCACUGCAGUCCUGUUUGUUUCUUUUAAAUUACCAGCAAUGACAGAAGAUCAUUUUUAUAGUUCUAAUAAUCUGGUUAGAAAUCUCGCCUCAUUCCUGAAGAUACCAGCCAACAAAAUUCGCAUCACCAAAAUAAUUAGAGAGAAUGGCCGAAGGAAGAAGAGAAUGGCAGUGAUUGACAUUGAACUAGAGAUUGGGGAACCACCUGCCCAGAUACUAAGCAAUCACACUACAGGUCAAAUGCAAUUAUCUGUACUCCAAGAAAUUGCCAGUUAUCUUGGACAAGCUGUUAUCUUAGGAAAAAUCAAUAGUGUCCUUGGAUUUAAUAUCUCUUCGAUGUCUAUUUCUAAUCCUCUCCCCACCCCAAGUGACUAUGGUUGGAUUCAGGUGACUGCGCAGCCUGUGGAAAGGUCUGCAUUUCCAAUCAAUUACCUGGCCUUUGUGUCUUCUCUUUCUGUGAUUACUCAGCCAGUAGCAGGGCUACCAGGACAUCUAUUUUCCCAGCAGCCUUCAAUUAAGGCAAUGGAUUCUGAUGGUAACUGUGUAUCUGUUGGAAUUACUUCACUGACCCUCAAAGCCAUUCUCAAGGAUGCCAACAAUAAUCAAGUCAGUGGGCUUGGUGGAAAUACAACAGUCCCAUUUAGCAGUUGUUGGGCCAACUACACAGACCUUACUCUUAUUAAAACUGGGAAAAAUUAUAAGAUUGAGUUUGUGUUGAACAAUGUCCGGGUGGAAUCAAGGUCUUUCAGCUUGCCAGUACAGUCCAUCUCCAGUAGUAGUGACAACAAAUCAUUAAAUAUGGAAUCAGCUGCUCAGAAAGUCACUAUUUUAGUUGGAUGUCUAUUAGGGGCAAAACUACUCUUAGAAAUAUUGAUGACUGCUAUUUUGAUUCUGAAGGGAACUACAGAUCAAAUUAAUGAAGUCUUAUAAUGAAGAACAUGCUGAAAACCUGAGAUAUGCAAGCCACAUAGUGAUGAACUAUCUGGUAACCAUGAUACAGAGGAAAAGACAACAGAUUUUUUUUAAGUUCAAGUCAGAUUUACCUUUAUAAGUUUGAAAAGAUAUAAAAACCAUCAUUUGCCUUCAAAAUAAUCAUAAUAUUAUAGGAUUUAGUGCUGAAAAGGAUAUUAAAGUUCUUCAGAUUUCAUUAAAGUAGCCAUCAAGCAUGAAAUGUAAAAGUUUCAUUUUGUUUUAUAAAUUAUUUUGUAUUAUAAUUUUAAAACAUGACAAAAUCUCCAAUUUAGAUAUCCAGGGAUAUGCCACUUUCAAAUUCUUGUUCCAAAAAAGUCAUAGAAGCAUUAUAGAGCAUUAUAAUAUAGUAGGUCACCAAAUAUUCAUUUGAAUCAUUCCAUUUCAGAGGUCAACCCUAUUCCAGUUUAAUUUCUUUAGAUUAGAUUAGAAGCGGUCUGAAAAGAGCAUUCCUUGGGGGAACUAAACAUAUCAAAAAAUAACAAUUUACACAAAAUCUUAUUCAGCAAAUUCCAAAAAGGUUUACUUCUGGUUGAAGAGCUACAAUCAGAGGUACAUAAGUCAUGCUUAUAGCAAAUGAGGAUGAAACACAAAUGAUUUAUUUUGUCAUCUAAAUCCUGUUGAAUAUUUUCAAUAUCUGCCAUCAUCGCUUCCUAAUUUUCCAAGAAGUAUCCCUCAGAGGUCAUUUAGGACAGCAGAGUAAAUGUGGCAACCAGGACCUCUACAACUCUAUUUCUAUUCCCGGGGUACCUCUCCUUCUCCCAGCAUUUUCUCUUAGUUUUACUCUAGCUAUUUAUUAGCAUACUUUAGUGAAUUAUAUAGAAUGAAAAUAUUGAGCAAAGAAAAAAUGUUUGUCUUUCAAGAAACAAGAGUAGUAUAAGAGACACACCUGAAUUAUCUGGAAAGCAAUAAUCAGAUAUUAAACAGGUUUUAAUAUCUAACUACUGCCAUCAACUAACCUUGUUCUAAUCUAAUAGCUCACCUAUACACAUAUAUUCUACAUUUCUUACAUAAUAAAUCAAUAAUAGAAAUUCUCUCUAAUAUUUUAUUUCAGAAACACUGAUAUUUCUAGGCAGAACCAACUUUAUAGGUCUCUCCAUUCAUUGUUCAAAUAUGUCCAACUCUUUGUGAGCUUUUUGGAGGAUUUUCCUAGCAAAGAUACUGGAAUGGUUUGCCAUUUCCUUCUCCAGCUCAUUUUAUAGAUGAGGAAAUUGAAGCAAAAAAGGUUAAGUGGCUUGCCCAGGAUCACAUAGCUAACAAGUAUCUAAGGUCAGAGUUAAACUCAGGAAGAUGAGUCUUCCCAACUACAGAUCCAACACCCUAUCCGUUGUGCCACCUGGGAGUCCUUAAGCUUCCUGGUAGGAAAAGGAAUUUGGUUUUUAGGUGAUAUAAAUUAAGGUCUCCAAAGAAAUUUCCCUUCCAAAAAAUAUUUCUCCCAUUCCAUGCACUACCUGUUAUUCCACCAUUAGAGACAUUUUUCUGAGCUAAAGUAUUAACUUAAAGCAUCUUAUUCGAAAAUGUAAGUAACUGUAGGAAGGAUAAUACAUUACGUUGUCAUUGAAUGUGUUUUAUUUUAUCAAAUUUCUUUUUUGUUAAUAGCCUAAAACAAUAAACAUUUUAAUGAUUAUAACAAAAAAAAAGGGUAAUAUUGCCAAAUACUUUUCAAGGAAACCUAAUCCUCAAGUGUAGGAGAAGGGGAAAAAAAAAGACAUUUGGUAUAUUUGGGGUAGCGGCAUUUGACAGAAAGCAGGAAAUGGGCACAGAAAAGGGAAGUAAGGGGACACUGAAGGUAAACUUUACCUACUUGUAAAAAAUGUUUAAGGAAAAUAUGAUUUAAAUUUAGAGGGUAACUUAAAGAACAUCUAACCCAACUUUUUCAUUUUAUAGAUGAGGAAACUGAGGAGGGUGAAAGGUCAGAAAAUAAAGUGGAAUCAGGUUGAAAUCAAAUGGCUACCAUGCAUGGAUCAUGUAUCACAUCCUAUCUCAACUCCUAAAUAUACCCGUUUUAAGAUAUGUAAAGAUACAUGAUUUUAGUGUACAGGUAUCCCUUUCAAAUCACAACUUUCCCAAUCACAGUUUCAAGAUAACAUCGUGAGUCAGCCUAAGAAAUUAAAUGAGAAUUUUGGAUGAGUUUUAAAGAAGCCGCAGAAAACAUGCAAAAGCCACUAUAAGGCAUAGAAAAAGUUUAGAAACUCAGAAAUGCAUAAAAUAUAUGUAUUGUAUAGUAUCAUAUAUUUUACCUUUUAGUGCUAUAAAUAAACAUAAUUUCUUUUGCAAAGUUAAAAUGAGUAAAUUGUUAGUUUGCAAAAAGAAUGCAAAAGCCAGCAAAUAUCACACAAAGGCUAGAAAUGUAGGGAUAUCUGAACAUUGACCUACCGAUAGCCUAUAUCUAAAUAUUUAAUCCAAAUUUUACAGUAAGGUACUAUAAACAUCCCAUAAAAGAAAAAGAAAAAAUUAGACUUCUUUGCUGGUAUGAAGGGAAGGCCAAAAAAAAUUUAUGUAAAUUUUCCAAACCAUGCUGAGGUGCUAUGCCCCUAACCCUUGUGAUAUGGAAGAGAUACUUGUAUUUUGAGGUUUUGGUUCAUUUUAUUCUAAAGAAGUUUACUUAGUUUCUCUAUUCAUACACAUAUUGUAAACCUUAAAAUUUCUUAGACUUAUGAAUGUUGGAAAUUUCCCCAUUUCCAACAUUAGGUAGAGAGGGUCCUCUUAGACUUAUGAAUGUUGGAAAUUUCCCCAUUUCCAACAUUAGUUAGGGAGGGUCCUCCUCCCUACCUAAGACUACUUUAGGACAGAAACCUUUUGCUAAACAAUAGAAAGGGCUUUGACCUAUGCUUAAGCAUAGAACAGGAAGUUCUUUGAGUCAUGAUUGAUUUUAGAAUUGAUACAAUAGAGAUACUUGGAAUGACAGAACCAGGUCUUGGAAAAUACAAUUUCCACCCUACUUAGAGUAACAGGAUUUAAGAAGGGCUGCAGCAAAGGAUCAAGAUUUAAUUAUUUGAGAAUAUGACCUUCAACAGACAUGGGCAAAGCCACAGACCUCUGGGCGGUCCUGGGUUAAACUAGAACCACCAUUGGCACAGGGGAGACAUCGACAGUGAUUGGUAGAUGUGAGAACUGAGGGGAGGUAACUUAGAUGGUUUCCUUAAAGAUAGCGGGGUCUGAGGAGAGAAGGAGAGGAGGUUGUGCUCUGAGCGAGGUGGCUCUGAAGGAGGUUGGAGAGGUUUUGCUCUGAGAGGUUGUGCUCUGAGAAGACUUGCUCUGAAGGAGGCUGGAGGUGGAGGCCCCUGAGAUUGUUUCUCCAUUUUGGUCACAUGAGUGAUAGGGACUGAUCUCUUUCUUUGCCUCAGCUAUCUAAGGGCUUGGGCCUUUUGGCCCAGCCUAAACAGAGGGGGUAUUUAAGCCCUAUUCUCUUCUCUCCCCUUUCUCUCUCUCUCUCUCUCUCUCUCUCUUUCUCUCUCUCUCUCUCUUUCUCUCUCUCUCUCUCUCUUUCUCUCUCUCUCUCUCUUUCUCUCUCUCUCUCUCUUUCUCUCUCUCUCUCUCUCUCUCUCUCUCUCUCUAAUACCUUUCUUCCUCCUGUUUGUAAUUAAAAACUCCAUAAAAGGUUGACUGCUGACUUGAGUUUUCAUUUAGGAAUUACAUAGCUGAAUUCCUUGGCAACCUUAAAUUAAUAUAUAUCAGUCUUUUAAAGUGAUUUCCUUGUCACAAUAUAUAUGUAUGUCAUUUAUAUAAAAAAGGACAUUUGACUUCUUCAAUAUACCUUUAGAAGUUCUGGCCUGGUAUAUAGAAUGAAUAAAGCAUAAAACAAUUAUAGCAUCAGCAUUUUGUGCUUUGUCCAACUAUCAUUUCCUAGUCUGAUAUUAUAUAAAGUGAUGAUUAAAUAUGUUCCAGCUUUUUAAAAAAAUUUUUUUAUUUUAUGAAACAAAAUAUAAUCUUUACAAUUAAUGUUAGGAAGCCAAACAAUAAAUCUUUAAA